Didymodactylos carnosus is the source of this 3132-nucleotide messenger RNA. Lineage: Eukaryota; Metazoa; Rotifera; Eurotatoria; Philodinida; Philodinidae. The record is from the annotation of a GenBank genome assembly.
CGUCCAUCUGCGUAGUGUUACUGUGUAGAUGGAGUUUACACCUACACUUUACUAAGAGGGAUCGGAAAAAAAUUCUCGAAGUCUACACUUCCUGUUCUUAUUCUUAAGAUACAAGUAAAUACUGAAUGGAAACCAUACGAACUGCUUGACUUCUCCGUCACUUAUAGAAGAAAUCCGAUCUCUCCUUAUCAAAUAUGCCCAAAAAUACAGACCAAAUUUCUCCUUAACAAGUUUACCAUGUUCUCGUUUCUUUCCUAGGACCGAUUUUAUGCUUACUUUUGAAUCAAAGUAACUAUUAAUACUGUAGCAGCCGGCAGUUCGUACAAAAAAGUAUAGAGAGCAAACGAACGGCUUUUCUCAGCAGCCAUACAUUAAGCUAUUCUUGAGCUUAUCAAAUAAUAUUCUACAGAGACCAUAUCAAAUGAAAGUUUACGUUCUACCGCACCACUGAAUCAUAGCAAAUUAUUACAAAUAAGAACAUAAAACAGUACUAUUAGUGAGAUAAUUAGCCGACAUAGCUACAUCCAAACAUACGCAGCCAUCAUGAUUUCCAUUCAUACUGAAAGAGAAGGUUUGACAAAUAGGAAGUCACAUUCUUGGAAGAGCACUCGGAUGUCUUUCUUAUGCUUGUGACAUCAUUUUUCUCUUCCUCUUUUCACUCAUGUUGGAUUUUACCUUUCAAUAGCAUCAUAGGUAAAUGAACGCUUCGUCAUAACGAAUUCAAAAAAUAUUUUGCUGUUACCUCAUAAAUGUGAGAGAAAAAUGCAUGCUUCCUAGUAUGAAGUGUGGUCAUGUAUCAUUAAAAUAUUUUUAGAAGUAGACAUAACCUAUGAGAAGUGACACACGAGCAGAGCGAAAUAUUUCCAAAUGAUUUGAAGGCGGAUAGAAGUGACGUAUGGCUUUUGGUUUUCGGAGAAAAACUAAGAUUUGUGCUUGGACUGCAAAAAAUGCGUGGUAAGUCAGGUAGUGAUAUUUCGAUAUGUAUAAUCGGAAGAAAAAAUAAAAAGCAAACAGAUAUAUAUCAGGCAAAUAUUUAAUAAAAUAUGUUAUCUAACACAUAAAACUGCCCAUAUUUCAACAGUAUUUUGAAAAAGAAACAUGUUCAAACAAAGUAAGAUUUUUGUGCGAUUUCACAGUCAACCAAAUGAUUGUACGGAAAUUUCUGAUAGCGUUUUUGAUACUGCUUCUUAUAAUUAUGAUGCAAGUCUUGGUCGCAAGCGUUUUUGUCGUUCCUAUUCGAUCGCCUAUUCAACCAAAAAGUUUCGCGUAGAAGCUAGUGUAAUACAGACGAGAAAAAUCGCUGUUGUUGGUGUAGGUGCACGUGGCUUAACUGUUUUGGAACGCAUUACCGCCAUAUACAAUAGAAAAUUGAAUGGAUAUGAAUUAGAUGUUCAUUUAAUUGAUCCCGAAAUGAAUGGUCAAGGUGUACAUUCAUCGAGUCAACGGCAACACUUGUUGACAAAUACGGUUCCUUGUCAGAUAACUUUGUUCGGAGAUCAUACGGUUGUUGAGGCGGGACCACCUCAGAAUGGGCCCACGUUUUUGGAAUGGGCUCGAGCACAAAACUAUCGAAAAAUUGCUUACGGGCAAUAUUGUAAGGUUGGUGAGGGGUUGGAUACCGGAGCAGUCAUCGAGGAAAAUGAAUAUUUACCCCGUGCACUACUUGGAGAAUAUUUAACGUGGGUCUACGAGUAUCUGAUCUCCCAUUUGCCUGCUGGAGUUCACGUAUAUCGUCAUAAAGAAAUGGUCAGUAAACUUUGCCGCGUGAAUAAUAAUCUCUUUAAACUUACGUUAACCAGUGGACAAUGCUUGGUGGUCGAUUGUGCGGUUUUAACCACUGGUCACGGACAAAAUACGAUGGAUCCUAUAGAAAUGGAAUAUCUUAAGUUUGUAAAUGACAACAAGGAUAGUAAUCUACAUUUACAAUAUUUACGUGCUUACCCCUUGAAACAACUCAAACAAAUCGAUAAGGAUGCUGUGGUUGCUAUUCAAGGAAUGGGCCUUUCUGCCCUUGAUGUGCUUGCUGAAUUAACAUGUGGUCGUGGAGGAAAAUUUAUUGAGAAAGAAAAAGGUGAAGUAUCUUAUCUUCCAUCAGGCUUUGAACCAAAAAUAUACGUGUUUUCCCGUAGUGGGCUUCCACUUAGUGCUCGAGGAAACAAUCAAAAAGGGAUCGGCGGAAAAUAUACGCCGCGCUUUUUCACUCGUUCGAACAUUAAUCGUUUGAUCGAAAAUGCCCGUAUGAAACGCGGAUCACCCCAACUUGAGUUUGAACAAGAAUUGAUGCCAAUCUUAAUUCGUGAAAUGUGUUAUGUUUAUGAGUCUACGUUAAAUGGAGAAUGGUCGGAGGCAGACAAGUUUGAGGCAAGCGAAGAAACGGGCACUAUAAUUCGUCACUUAUUUAAUCCACUGGCUACAACAGAUGAAUUCAACGAUAUGAACUCAUUCACAAAUUGGAUUAUUGAUUUUGUUAAAGAUGAUCUUAAACAUGCUGAUCAAGGAAACGUCUCUAGUCCGGUAAAAGCUGCUACUGAUCUAAUUCGUGAUGUCCGAGAUAAUCUUCGUUAUGUAAUUGAUAACAGAGGAUUGACACCCGAAUCCCAUAAAUAUUUGCUAGAAAAUUUCGUUCCAACCAUGAAUAGAAUCGCUGUUGGGCCGCCAAAAGAAAAGAAUCAAGAAUUAUUGGCCCUGAUCAGAGCCGGUAUUGUGCACUUAGCAUGCGUAUCCAAUCCACAGGUGAUAUGUGGAAAAACAACAGCAAGUUUCAUGAUACAAAGUAAAGAUAUGAACCAUCAAAUCUGUGCCGAUGUUCUAAUCAAAGCAAUGGUUGAGCCAUUUUAUCCUGAACGAGAUGAUUCAUUAUUGAUGAAAAACAUGUUAGAAGACAGACUCAUUCGUCCAUUUCGAAAUGGUAACUUUCAUCCAGGUGGUAUCGAUAUUGGGAAACAUCACAAUGUCAUUGAUGGAGAUGGUGAACCCGUUCAGAAUUUGUGGGCACUGGGCAACAUUGUUGAGGGAGCAAAUUUUUACACAUUCGUUUUGCCUCGUCCAUUGGCUAAUUCACAAGCUGUGCAAGAUGCGGGAAAAUGCGUUUUAAAUAUGCUUUCAUUACUUGAUGAACCACGUCGUAGAUAA